AUGAAUUCGGCAUUAAAUGUUGAGGGUGAUCUAUUGGUAAUCUCUUCUAACGAUGAUUUUCAUCAAGAAUCAGAAUAUAAUUUGGAAAUUUUCAACGCAUUAACAAACAACCAUAUCAGCAAAAUUAAACUAACAUCAGAAGUUAGUAGUGUUAGUACAUUCUACGGAAUCCAUCUUGUUGAAAUUUUUGACUUUUCGGAAUCAUCUGUUUCACAAAUUCCUACUGGAAUGUUUAAAAAUUGUCCGAUUCUUUCAGAAGUUAAACUAAAUAGUAAUCUUAUAACAAUUGAAUCAAAUGCUUUUGCGUUUUCGAUAAUUUCUAUAAUUAAUUUAAAUAAUGUUGUAGAAAUUCAAUCAUCCGCAUUUUCAAAUUGCAUCAACUUGAACAUGAUAGAUAUUGGUAGUGCUCAAACAGUUCAUGAAUAUGCUUUUGAAAAUACAGGUUUAACUCAAGGAGAUAUAUUCUUAGAUAGAAUUUCAAAUGGAUUAUUUCAAAAUUGUUUUAAAUUGGAAAGAGUAAAAUUUGGACGUGCUUGGUGGCCAGAAGUUGGAGAUUCUGCAUUUAGGAAUUGCUUCAAAUUAUCAAAUUUUGAAGGUAUGUCAACCUUAAAAUCAAUCGGUGAUAAUGCAUUUGAGAACACUGCUUUGAGAUCAAUUGAAUUUGAUAGUAUAAACUUAAAAUUUUAUAGUUUUGCCAAUAUAAUCACACUUGAAACAGUUUCAUGCUAUGAUGGUAGCUUUAGUACAUGUUGUUUCAUGAAUUGUAUCAACUUAAAAUCAAUAAUAAUUGAAGAUGAAUUUAGGUCUCAUCAAGAUCAGUUUUUUAAUCAUUUUUUUAAUUGUAUAUCAUUAAUCACAUUCCGUUGUGGUAAAAUGUUAUAUGUUCCUCCAUCAUGUUUUGAGAAUUGUAGAAGUUUAAAAGAUUUUCAAGCAUCACAAAUUCUUUUGAUUAAUCGAUAUGCAUUUAAAAAUUGUCAGUCGUUAGAAAGUUUUACUUUUUCAGGAAUUCAUUUAUAUUCAGGAGCAUUUCAAGGAUGUUCAAAGUUGAAAACACUUAAUGGAUUGCAUUCAUAUUCAAGUGGAUCGCCUUAUUUAUUCUCAGAAUGUACAAGUCUAGAAAGAGUUGAAACUAAUAACGUUGCAGAAGGAAUGUUUUCAAAUUGUUAUUCAUUAAUAGAAGUAAAGAUUCAUGGAAAUAAAAUAAAACCACGCGCAUUUCAAUAUUGUUAUAAUUUAGAAAAGAUUACAUUUGUCAAUCCGAUUUCAGUUAUUCCUGAGUAUUUCUUUUAUGGAUGCUCAAAAUUAUAUGAUAUAAACUUGGAAUCAAUAACAACAAUUGGAAAAUAUGCAUUUUAUAAUACUUCAUUACAUGAUGGAAUAAAUCUUAAACAAACAACAGAAAUAGGAAAACGUGCAUUUGCUUAUUCAAAUGUCAAAUCAAUAGUAUUUGGAAAACCAAUCAAUUGCUAUAACAUUAAGCCUUUAUUUGAAAAAGUUUCACAAGUUCAAAUCUUUUCUAAAUGUAUAAAUCUUGAAAAAAUAACAUUUGAAGAUAUAGGAUUUAUUUCUCUGGAGAUAUUUAGAGAUUGUGAAGAGCUCAAAACAAUUGAAUUUGGUGAACAUUAUCAGUAUAAAGAUGGUAUGCUUAUUGGAUCAAUACCAGAUUCUGAAACGACAAUUUAUACAUAUAACAUAACUGAAGCCAAUAAAGAAUUAAUUAUUCCAGAGAAUGUUAAAGUAAUAUAUCAGUAUGCAUUUUUCAAAGCAAAAAACAUUCAAAAAAUUACGAUUGGUAAUCAUGUGACAAUACAGCAAUAUGCAUUUUGUAGCAUGUAUUCUCUAGAGGAAGUUACCAUCAAUUCAGAGCAAAUACCAACUGGCUGCUUUUUCAGAUGUCCUAAAAUAAAGUCUGUAACUCUUGGUGAUUCCGUUAAAUCAAUUCAUGAUUAUGCAUUCUCAUCAACAAAUGUUAAAGAAAUAAUAUUGCCGGCUUCAUUAACAUCCCUUGGAAAAUCAUUUUUGGGAUCUCCAUUAACAAAAAUAUCAUUUAAAGGAAAGAAUAUGAACUUUAUUAUUAAGCCAAAUGAAGUAUAUUAUAUCAAUUCAAACAAUGAAAAGGAGCUUCUCUUUAUAUACGGAAAAAUUGAAAAUCAAAUACUUACAAUCACUGAAAAUAUUAAAUUGAUUAAUGUGUUACAAAUAACAGAUAAAUUAGAAGAUAUCAAACUAAUAAAGCUUCCAACAACAUUAGAAACAAUCAAAGUAAAUGAAGAGUUUUAUGAAAAACAAGUAAUUGAAGACACAUAUGGUGCCCCUGAUCCAAUAAUUCCAAUCUAUCCUAUUCCAAGAUUAUGUUACGAAGGAACUAACGAGAUUCAAGUAUUGGAUGAAAAAGAAGUCAAUCCAAUGUUUGAAUUUUAUUCAUCAACAUAUCCAAAUUAUUACCUUACUAAAUUCAUUGAAGUCAUCAAAGAAAAUUGUGAAUCUGGAAUUAAUUCUAGGAAAGUAUUAGAAGAUAAACCAAUUUGUAAAAAUGCCUCAUUGAUCAUAGAAGAUACAAAUAAACCCAAGAAAAAAUUAUAUGGUUUAGAAAUCGCGUUAAUUAUCAUUUCUCUUCUAUUAGUUGCAGCAAUAAUAAUGCUUGGAUUUACAAUAUAUGCAUACAUUCAUAUGAAUGAAGAAAGUGAAGAUUCAGAACUUCCUGAAAUGAAAGAGGAAGAAGUUACAACAAUUGGCAUCAAUCAAGAAGGUCAAACUCUUGAUAAUCCACUAUUCAAUAUAAGAACUAAUCAAGAUGAUCCAUUCCAUCAAGAUUUUGAAGAGAAAGAUAUGUUCGAUAGAAAUCAAAAAGAUGAAGAAGAAGUAAUUGACUCAUUGAAAUUUAAUAUCGAUGAACAAUAA
Trichomonas vaginalis G3 is the source of this 2901-nucleotide messenger RNA. RefSeq names its product antigen BSP-related family. NCBI's taxonomy places the organism in Eukaryota, Parabasalia, Trichomonadida, Trichomonadidae. The record is from RefSeq and is a predicted model, not a curated record. The transcript has a single exon. Bases 1 to 2901 code for a protein of 966 amino acids.